This is a messenger RNA of Populus nigra (black poplar), 1439 nucleotides long. RefSeq names its product protein FLOURY 1-like. The transcript has 2 exons. The coding region runs from base 419 to 1183 and encodes 254 amino acids. Lineage: Eukaryota; Viridiplantae; Streptophyta; Magnoliopsida; Malpighiales; Salicaceae. The record is from RefSeq and is a predicted model, not a curated record.
CACACGGACACUCCCCUCACUUACCCCAGCACACCAAUUUCUCCCUUAGCUGUCUCUGUAUCAAGGCUCUCUCUAAUAUAGACGAAGGUCACCAACAACAAAACUUCUACUUGCCUAAUGAACGUGGUAAUUUUACUCCUCAAAACAUUAACGCCUUAAUUACAAUUUGGCAUAUCCUCCGUCUCUUUCCUGUUUAUCAUACAAAAAGGAUUUCCAUAUUUGAUGGGCAUUCACUGGUUAAAUGGUCAUGGUCAUAAGUUUUGGGAGGUUUCGACAUUUAAUUGAAGGAUAUAGAACGAGAGGAUUUUACUAGUAUUGGACCCACAUGCGGAUUCUGGGUUGUGUUUGUUAGUUGAUUGUCACUUGCUCUGUUCUUGAAUUGUACAAGGGAAUCUUGCUGGCUUUUUUGGGGCUGUUUAUGAUGGAUUGCGUAUCAUACUUGAAGGUUCUGACUCAAAACGGUGGAUUCAAAGGGUUGAGGUUUUUGCAGUUUACCUGGCAUGGUAAGUCUCUGGUUCAGUUUCUAUGUGGUUUUAGGGGGGAAUCGAGUGAUCCUAAAAAUGGAUUUUGUUCAAAAUUGGAUUUUGAUCAACUGUGUGAUACAAAGAUUCCGUCUUGCUUGGAGAAUUCAAAAGCAAAAAAUGAGGACAGUUCAAUGAUGAGAAAAGAAGUUGUGAACGAUGGUGUUCUUGACGAUGAUGAUUGUGAAAGAGAUUAUAGUGUUGAAGAUGAGGAAUAUGAUGUGACGGCACUGAGGAGAUUGGUCAAGAUUGAGAGACUGAGAGCAGAACUGGCUCAUGCAGAACUUGAAAAGGAGAGAAUGGCUUCUGCAUCAGCUGCUAAUGAGGCUAUGGCAAUGAUUUUAAGGCUUCAGAAUGAAAAGAGUUCAACGGAGAUCGAAGCCAAACAGUAUCGCCAAUUGGCAGAACAGAAACAAGAAUUUCUUCAAGAAGUGAUUGAAUCAUUGCAAUGGGACAUAAUCAAUCUCGAGCAUGAAAGGAGUGAAAUGGAGGAGAAUUUGAGACUGUACAGAGAAAAGCUGAGGCAGUAUGUGAAGAGUGAUGAAGUGGAUCAAUUUGAAGCGUCUGGUGCAAGGAUGAACUAUCUUCGUUCCGCCAUGGAAGAUGGUAUUGAAGAUGUGCCGAAUCUAUCUCUUGACAACAUGGACUCUUCAGUUCUCUGAGUUCUUGAUGGCACCUUGAAUAAUUGGUUAGUGCAGGUUUUCACUGACUUGUAUUGAGUUGAUCAGGGUGAAAUAAGCCCUUUUGUAGAAAUGGUACAUGUACUGGAAAGCAUUUACAAUACACUUCUAUUACAUCUGUAUUUUCUUAUUGUCUUUGGAUUCAAUGUAUUCGUGUAAUUCUGUAAAUGCAUUUCAUGGAAGCACUCGAUCGUGUUAGACAAUCUGGGGUAAAUACAUUUCACUGUCUUUUCAUCUA